AUUUACAAAUUUAUCAAACAACACUGCAGGGAAGUAAUCAAUGAAGGUGUGUGUCGAAGUUAGAAUAACUAAUUUAUUCGGAAUAGGAAUGAUUUUUGUAAAAAAAUAUUCGACUAGGUACUGUUCGGAUAAUUAAAUCGUUAUCAAAUAUAUUAAUUAUCGUAUCAUUGAUGUUUUACCAAUGAUGUUUAUCUAGUCGCAAAAGCUGAAUUGGUGGUUAUAAAAAAAUUGACUGUCAAAAUGAGUAGUAGCCAGGGUCUUUCGAAGUUAAAAAAGAAACAUUUUCGAGUGAAACAUCAAAAAGUAAAGCUCUUCAGAGCCAAUGAACCAUUCCUGUCUGUAUUUAUGUGGGGUAUCAAUCAUACAAUUAAUGAACUAAUGCACGUUACCAUACCGGUAAUGCUAUUACCGGACGAUUUUAGAGCCUACUCGAAAAUUAAAAUUGACAAUCAUCUAUUUAAUAAGGAAAACAUGCCCUCCCAUUUCAAAGUUAAGGAAUACUGUCCUAUGGUAUUUAGAAACAUCAGAGAAAGAUUUGGAAUUGAUGAUCUUGAUUAUAAAGAAUCGUUAACAAGAUCUCAACCUUUACCAGACGAUUCUUCUGGUAAAAGUGGAGCGAAGUUUUAUUUGAGUUAUGAUAAGAUUUUUAUAAUUAAAACUCUCACUUCUGAAGAAGUAGAACGGAUGCAUUCGUUCUUGAAAACGUACCAUCCGUACAUUGUGGAAAGGCACGGAAAAACUCUUCUUCCCCAGUAUCUGGGAAUGUAUCGCCUAACAGUAGAUAACGUUGAACAUUACAUAGUAGUAAGUAGGAACGUGUUUUCGAAUCACCUCAGUACGCACAGGAAGUUCGAUUUAAAAGGAUCAACGGUCGAUAGAGAAGCGUCAGAGAAGGAAAGAGAAAAGGAAUUGCCGACGUUAAAGGACAACGAUUUCGUCAAUGAACAAAUGAAGGUGACAAUAGGCGAAGAAGCAAAGGCAAAAUUAAUGGAAACGCUCACAGCAGAUGUUGAUUUUCUUACCAAAUUGCACUUAAUGGACUAUAGUUUACUCUUAGGUAUACACGAAGUGGAAAGGGGGGAGCAAGAACUUCAGAGACAACGUGAACUGGAAGCCGAAAAUCCUCAAGAAUCUGAUGAAAGCGAAAGCGGUUCCGGUUUAGAAAAUCGGACGAUGGGAAUUACGACCCCACCCGAUUCUCCAAAUGCUUUCGGGCAUUACCUCCAUCGCGAACACAGUCUCCAAUACGAAGGUAAAUUUAAUAAAAUUUACCAGUAUUUAGACUUAGUGACAGGUGGAAUCAUACCAGAAUUGGACAUAUACGCAAUUCCUUCAUCGGAAGUAGCGCCAGUCAAAGAAAUUUAUUUCAUAGCGAUAAUCGACGUUCUAACCCACUACGGCGUCAAAAAACAAGCGGCGAAAGCGGCUAAGACUGUGAAAUAUGGAUCGAACGUCGACGGAAUUAGUACCUGUGAUCCGGAACAGUACGCCAGAAGGUUUAUUGAUUUCAUGUCGAAGGCCAUUGAGUAAAAAUCGCAAUUUGCGCUAGUUUUUAUUUUUGAUUUUAUAUGUAACCUCAUGGAUUGGUGGGAUAAAUCUUAAUCUACAUUAUUAAAUAUAAUUUUUCAUCAUGAUAUAAAUGUGAAAUUGUUAUAUUCGGAAGCGUAAGACAAACAGUAUCGAGAAAAGUGAUUUUUUUCAUAGAAAAUUAUUCGUGCUACGUUAUACCAAAAAUCAUAUUAUUUCUUCAAUUUCUUAUUUCUUAGACCUUUUGAUAUGUUUAUAUUCCUAAAUGGUCUUGAUUUUAGGUCUUUUCUGUUUGAUAAUUAUUUUUUUCAAUAAUUUUUUAAAGACAUAAAAAUUGAUGUUUCGACUCCUUAGAGUCUAUCAAAAUAUGAUAUUGACACUGACAAUUUACGUAUUAAUAUCAAUUAAUAGAGCACCUACACCAUGAACAUCAAAAUAAGAAUAAAAUCAAAAUAGAAAUUUAUUUAUUUCUUAGUCCUUACAUAUCAAAAAUAUGUAGCAGUAAUCAAUUAAAUUAUUUAUAGAUUUAUUAGAAUUAACAAGAUAGAACUAUACAUUUUACUUAAAUUAUUUAUAACUUUUUUGUUCUUAUGAAUAUGAACCAUUUCUAAAAAUUAUCUUUUUCGUGUAUUAACUUCCGUUCCAAGAAUUUUUGAAUCUUUAUUAUGUUUUUUCGUGGUUCGUUUUAUUUUUUUAUCGUAUUAAUGACCUUUUAGUCUAUUUUCUAAAUACUGAGAUGUCUGCCCUAUGUAGAUAGCGUCACAAUCAGUACAAGACACUUGAUAUAUAAUAUUACUUUGUUUGUUUUUUGGUGUUUUAGAUUUUAAUUAAGUGAAAUAUUUGAAUAAUAUAUUAUGUCCUUGUAUAUAUGGUAAGAAAAAAUGUUUUAUAUUCUGAUGUUUCGUUUCUGUUUUGCUUUUUAAUUGAUUGUAAUAUCUGUUUAUAAUUUUUUUUGAAUAUGUUGUUUAUUAUCUUUCCGGAUAUUGUAAAUUCUAAUUUAAUUGAUUUCUCCAACAUAUUUGAGAUAUAAGGACUAAGGAAAAAUUAAUUUUAUUUAUUAGAACAAAUUUCUAUUUUCAUUUUGUUGUCAUUGUCAGUGUCGAUAUCAUAUUUUGAAAAAGAUUAAAAGACGUCGAAACGUCAAUUUUUGUCUGUCAAAAAUUAUUAGAAAAAAAAAACUAAUUUCAAAACAGAAGAGACCUAAAAUCAAGAACAUUUAGAAGCAAAAACUCAUAUUAUAAUAUCUGGAAAUAAUUAAUCGGAAUGGUAUAAUUUGUCAACAAAAGUUAAACUUUUUUUGUUACACGUAACCUUAUACCAAAUUUUAUCAAUGGAAAAAAUCGACACAUGGUGAUAUCAAGACAUAUAUUUUUAUAAAAAGUACAAGAAUCACAUUCCUUAAUCUACAAUGAAUAGCUUUGAUUUUCGUAAAUGUUUGGCUUCUGAUAGGUCUCCAACAGUAAUCUGCUAGCAUUCCUUAACUUUUUUUCCCUUGAUAGCGCUUUUCUAUUAAAAAAAUGUCCUUAUGAAAUCUUUCGUUUUGUUCGUCACUCGCAACAACCGAAUUCUCGGGAAAGAAAUCCAGAUGAGAGUGCAGGAUAUAUAUUUUUAAAUACAUAUUACAUCCCAAAGCUUUGUAUGAAAUUAUAAACUCAUUGAUUAAGUCAUUGUGCCAUUGGGCCAUACAUAUGUCUCUGCUGUCCCAUUCUUAAAUGAAAUAACAAUAUUUUGUGUAACCGAACUGUAGCCCAAGCAAAAGAUCAAUGUCCUUAAAAUCUUCACAAAGGUAUUUAAUUUUUUCAAGAAAGAAAUUCAUGUUCUCGUAAGUCUCAUUCAUAUCAGAACCACGGACAACUGCUAUUGAAGGAUAUUUGUUUCCGUUGUAUAACAACACUGCUUUUAAGAUAGUUGUUUAGUCAAUGAACAAUUGCCAGAGAUUUGGAUCAUAUUCAAAAUUCAAUAAAUUCAUCACUACAGGAAUGCUAUUAUAAUAGACUAAAUCAUCUGCUCUAUAAAAUUAAGGUUUCAUUUCAGCAGAAAUAAGAAAUUUUCAUACCAGGAGAAAGUAAAUUCCAGUCGUUUUAUCUAGACCUUCAAAGCUCAGCUUGUCCUUUAGACAAAUUUGAAUCACAUAACUAGUGUCACUCUCUUGAGAUACCUUCAGGUUGACUAAGAACAACUUCCGGCCUAGGAACAGAACCUAGACUUUCUGAUUGAUUUGGAGGCUUUGGUAGAGGCAGUUCGGCACUAUGUAGGAUAGGUCUUAAUAAGAAAGAUUCAUCCAUGUGUAUUCAUGACAGAUGACAAGUGUGGGUACUGGGCAGUGUCUUUGGACUUGGCUGUGACGCCUUUUGAUUAAUUAAAAAAAAAUAAUAAUCACUUACAUGAUCAUUGGUAUACCAAAAGUCUAGAUUCUUGUUUAUUCCAACCUAAUAGGAGUCUCACUCACACAUAUGUGGAACCCAGGAUUUAACUUGGUGGCACACUGGAAAAUAAAAAUAACACUUUUCAAUUAAUGGCGUAAUUUUUGGACGCUGAGAUGUAUAGGUUAAUUCUCCACACAUAUAACAAAAACCCUCCGGGUUAUUAAAAAAUUUUCGCGCUAUAUUUACGGGGCCUUUAAUGAAGUCCCUUUUUUCUUAUUCAUAUCCUUAAAUGUCCUUUAUGCAAAAUUAAAGAUUGUAUGUUUUAUUUAUAUUACCGCAUACUCUUAAUUUGACGAUCGUACUCAGAUACACUGGAAAUUUUCACAUUGUUACUUUUUUUCUGAAACAACUCUCAGUGGUUACAAUCGUCAUUUACUCAUCGUGUCAUUACAAAUAUAUGCGUUAGUACACUUAUUACUAACAGUAAUAUAACAAUCUUCAUGUAGAUCAUAUGAACCGGAAAUUCCGUUCUCCUAAGGCACUUUAAUCUGUAAAAUAUACAAUUGUUUUCAGUUUCUAUUAAUGCUCUGACUCUUACGCUUUAAGAUAUAACUGUAUAUUAAUCAUAGAGUUAAUAUUGAAGAUAGAUUGUACUAUUGCAAGAGAGAGAAAGAGUAUCUUCAAUCGCUAUGGAAAUCAAAAUUUAUUAUUCAUUUUCUUUCCCAUUCCCAAAGACUUUUCCACAAUAAAAAAGGACGAUCUACCUGACUAAAUAUGUCAGACUGUCACAAAUUACACGACAUUGCCUCAAUUUAUAGUAAAAUGUAAACAAAUAACAUAAUAAUAAUUAAUGUGGUUUCUUUCAUAUUUACCUCACUUUAUAAGGUGAAUAAAAUGCUAACCUCUGUUCUGGAAUGGAAUGGACCAAUUUUCUUGUCAAUGUCACCAAAAUGGCUCAUAUGCUAGCUACACGAUUGCUGUAAUUUGUGACGUUACAAAAUCGAAUUAUGUGGGGUUAAUGAAAGUAGACGGUCCUUUUCCUUGUAGAAAAGCCCUUGUCGCGCUUCCACCACUCUAAACUUCGACGUCAUGGUAUUCUAACCACAAUAGAGUUGAGAGAGAUUGAUUAAUCUGUUACCGUUAAUUAUCGAACUUAUUUUCCCUCUCUAUGUUUAAUAUUGACUCUAUUAUAUAAACCAUUGAAGAAUUCUGUAAAGUAAAUUAAUCCUGAGUGGAAAAAUUAUCUAUAGUAUAUAAAAUUUUGAGAUUAAGAUUUUAACCAGUUCGACAGGGUCGUGCAAUUUGCCUUUUACAGAGAGAGGUUAUGAGUCUGAGAGUGUAUGAAAUUGAACCGACCACAUUUCAAAUAUCACAGUAACUAUUAAUGUAAAAUAGAAAAACAAAAUGGUCGUUGUUAAUUCUAGUCCGUUGGAAUGUUCUGUAUCGAUAAAAACUCUUAACUGAAUAGUUUUUUCUUUUGAUUGUAUGUUAUUUUGAAAUUUACUAUUAAAAUAUGCUUAAAAUGUAGUACUAAAGGUGAAAUUCGAUGUAAACAAAAAUAUUACUUGUUUCCCUAGCAAGCACUGACGUUUAAAACGGAGAGAUAAUUAAUGUAAAAAAUAUUAAAAUUCACUCUCAUCAGUUAUGUACUCGCAAUAAAAUAUUUAUACUGUGAUUGCAAAUGUUAUGGUUUAUACAGCUUUUUUCAGUGAGUUAUUAAUACUGAACACACUAUACUAACAAUUACAAACUUUGUUGGGCGUUUCUAUAACUGUUUACCUUCAGUCUCUGAAGACGAUAACUUGGUUAUCGAAACGCUCUUCAGAUAGUGUAAUUGUGUUGCUGAAAUUCCAACUUGAUUCUGUCAUUAUUUUAUAUACAGUUUCCAACCAUGUUGUCCCAUGCCCCACUCAAGCCGUUCUAAAAUUCUUAUGUCCCUCCAAGUAACAUAUGGUAAAUGUACCAAUAGUGUUCACAUCAAUGUUUUCAUUUGGGUGAAAUUUUUGGUAGAGCAUAUUUGGAAAACCCCUAAAUUCACACUAAGAUAUCCUAAGUUUAUUGUUUGUGAUAUUCUAUUGUUUAAAGUAAUAACUUUAAUAAAUGAAAAGUAUAAUUGAAUAUUUUUAGUAACUUAAUUUACUUGAAUAUUUUAAUUAUGAUGAAGUAGUUUUAAAUAAAAAAGUUUCUAUUAAAAUAAUAAAAAGAAAAAGUUAAUUUGUUUAUUGCCUUUACAUGACUACGUGAAAUCUUUUAAUAAAUGAAUACAAUAACUAUUAGUUUAAUACCAUCAAGUUGAUGAAACGAACAAUUGAGGUGUGACAAUCGACUUUUCAUUAGAAUUCCAAAACAAUUUAAAUUUUAUUUUUCUGCAGGCUCUACUGUCUAGCUUGCCUAAGCGAAAAAAUUCCGAUUAGAGAAGUCAUUUAUUUUCUCCCUAAAUUUAUGGAAAAAAUCCCCAAGUUGGAAUCGCUGGUAAAUGCAGAUGUUUACAAAGGCCAUAAAACACAAAUCCCUUUAAUCGGCUAGAAGGUUAUAAGGCAACCCUUAUUUUUCUGAUAUAAAGUUGAAUGUCCCACUGUAGGUACAUUUACGUACAAUUUUUCAGUUUUAACUUGGGAACUCAAAUUUAUUGAUUUGUAUUUCAAUAAAAUCUUUUUAUUACUAAACGGUCUUAUCUAUCACUAAUUCGUUUUAUGAAGAUCAUAAACUAAACAUUUAUAAAUACGAAUUAUUAAGGCUGUUACUAAAAAAAAUUUGAAAUGUCAAAAAUUUUAAUUUUUUUAAAAAACUGUCAAAUUCGUUAUCUUACCUUAAUGUGCAGCAAAGACUUCUGUCUUUGGGUAAGAUAACGAAUAUUCAAAGUUAAGUAGAAAUAUUCUACAUACCCAAUUACCAUUUAAUCAAUAAGGUAAUUUUUUUGAACUUCUAAGCUUAUAUGCUUACAAAUCUUUUGAUUCAGUUGGAUUUUGAUAUCAUUAUCAUUUAUGGGUGUCUGUUUGUUAAGAAAGUAGAAAUGGUUUCUUCUAUAGACCCAUGGUUUCAUAGAAGAGUGGAUGAUCGUUUUACAUGUCAUUUUGAUUCAUCUCCUCAUGCAUUGAUCAGUUAAUAUCAUAGAAAUUACCAAAUUUUUUUGAUAAGAUACGACGAAAAGUGAUCCCAACAUUGUAAAAAAAAUCGCAUCUUUAAUUGUGAAAAUCUUUCAUCUUUUUUCUGCGAAAAACAUGAGGUAGCACUUUCUUUGUAUAAUGACAUCUUUAAUUACAUUUUGCUCCAUAGGAUAAAUCAAGGUGUGUAGUUUGGUGGCAUGUACAGUACGGAAAAUUUGCCAUCUUCUGUAAUCGAUUCUUUAGCACCUGGAUUCUGGUGCAUUAGAGUAAAAAUGCUCUUUGUGGCAGACAUAAUUCAAAUGAAGAUGGAUUUCUGGAACGAAAUGUUUUCUGAACCACUCUAGAAAUAUCUGUUGUUACCCAAACCCUUGAUAAUGCAUAGUUCCAAAAGAUCUUGGCUUUUUGACCUUCUCCAAGAUUAGUAACUGUAAUUUUACAGCUCCAAAAGAUAUUUGCUUUUUGACCUUCUCCAAUAUUAGUAACUGUAAUGUCACAUAUCCAAAAGUUAUUUGCUUUUUGAUUUUCUCCAAUAUUAGUAACUGUAAUGUUACAGAUCCAAAAAAUCUUGAAUUUUGAUCUUAUCCAAGAUUAGUAACUGUAAUGUUACAGAUCCAAAAGAUCUUAGCUUUUUGACCUUCUCCAAGAUUAGUAACUGUAAUGUUACAGAUCCAAAAAAUCUUGAAUUUUGAUCUUAUCCAAUAUUAGUAACUGCAAUUUAUGAUUCCCUGUUGUGUUUACCGAGGACACAAAAAUAAUUAUUUAGAUUUAGGAGUACUAGUUUCAGCAAAAGAUUCUGAAGUAUAUCUGGGAAUAUCUUCCAAAACAACCCUGACUCAUUUGCAUUAUAGAUUUGUUCAGGACCAAGGUCUUUAAAAUGGUGUUAGGGACUAUAUAUCCGAUAAAGUUGGUAUCUCCCAUUUUGGUGUUCUAUUUACAUAUGUAUAUUAGGAGUAUCAAUAUUUACUUAGAAACUAAUUUUAGAGGCAUAACUGACCAACCGAAAUAAGACUAUUGUAUCAUCAUCAUCUUCAUUCCAGAGGCCUAUGUCCACUGCUGGACAGAGGCCUCCUCCAAAUGCUUCCAGUUUUCUCUGCUCUGAGCGGUUGCUACCCAAUUUGUCCGUAUUCUUUUAAUAUCGUCUGUCCAUCUCGUAGAGGGUCUUCCUGGAUUUAGUCUGUCUGUUCUCGGUCUCCAAUCUAGAAUUCUUUCUGUCCAUCGGUUAUUUUGUAUCCUUGCAACAUGUCCUGCCCACCGCCAUUUUUGUCUCAGUAUUUGGUCUAUGAUAUCUUUAACUCCAGAUCGUCUGCGGAAUUCGCAGACUACUGUAUAAAUCAUAGCAAUUUAACUUUAAUUUAUGUGCCAUUUAUUUUUUUGUUUUCGUUGAAUAUAACGAAAAAUUUUUCAAGGACUUUUUUUAUGAAUCUUAUACUAAAAAUACUUGGAUGAGCAAGUAAUUGUUGAAAGGGAUGUACAGGGAAAAUAAUAAAUGAUUUAAAAUUAUAGAGCAAUUAUAAUUGAAUCGAAAUCGUACUAAAUUCGAUGUUUCUAUUGUAAAUUAUACAGGGAUCGUCAGUUGACUGUUGUAUUCUCAUCACUUGGUUAUUUUGAAUAAUAUACCGUAAUAAUUAAUGAUGUGAAAAUGACGUGUGUCAAAACAAUCAUAACUUUUUUUUUUAAUUGUAUGAUAUAAUAGUUACCUUCGUUAAAUGUUUUUAUAAAUUCUGUACACUCAAAUAUUUGAAUUUUAAAGACAAUGCUAGAAAAAAGACUUCAAAAAUCUGUCCACAUUAUUCAGUUUCAAAGUAGAGCACCGUUUUUUGGCAGCCACGUCACGCCAUUGUCUAAAUGGAAGGGUAUCGUUUGGGGUCGUUUUUUGUUCUUCCUAAAUGUAGCGUAGCACUACCUCCAGUCCAGCACUACGUCUGGAGAAGUAAUCACUGGUACAAUCACAGCGCUACUAUCUUCGUUAUCACUUACCUCAUUUAGCUCAGAGACCAAUUCGAUGAUAGCAGAAUCAGUUGCUUCUUUUUUCUCAUUAUUGUCACCCAGCAACAUCACUGAAGUCUGUGUUCUCACAACCAGGAAUGUUUUUUAUAAGUUUUAAAAGGAAAAAUCGUCAUCUAGCUCGUUUUUUUUUCUAAGAUUCGGCUAUCCAAUAAAAAACAUCUGUGCUUUGGUUUCUUGGUUUAUAACAAGCUAGUGAGCAAACAUAGAGCUCGAUUUCCGUCACAUGACCAUUAACUGAAUUAUCAUUUUUAAUAAGGUUAGUUGGCAACGUCGCAAUCAACCAGUCAUAAACUCAUUGGCCAACAGUUGGGUGCGCCCAAAUCGUGAACUUUAUUGAACAUAAUAAAUGGUUCAAUUGUCUUGUAAAUUUUGAUUUGUAAGAACCCUUAACAGAGCAAGAACCAAAUAUAUAGCGUCAUUUUACUUAUCGGCAACCCUUUCUACUAUAGGUAUGGUGGUGAUUCCAUUUGGUUCCUGUUUAGUCCGUCUCCAAUUCAGUCCUCUUUUUUUUCUGCAUUCCAUUUCCUUUUAGAUUUGUCUCUUCUUUUUGUUUGUGUUGGGUUCCCUUAUCACCUCAACUGUUUUGUCCUCCCUCAUUCUUACUGAACACACUGUUUACAAUACCACUACUCCAACUUACAGUUUAGCUUCGGUCUCCGAAGACGAUAACUUGGUUAUCGAAACGCGCGGCAGACAGUGUAAUUGUGAGUGUUGGUGUAAUGGUCGUGUGAACAGUGUGUUCAGUAUGAAUAUCAUUAACGGUUCCAGAACUUUCAACUUAAAUCCUUUAUUCUUACUACGUGUACAAACCAUCUUACCUGUUGAUGUUCGUAGUUUUGAACUCACUACGUUCAAGUCGCGUCUAAUUGUGUCGAUUCUUACUUUAUUUUUUGUUAUUUCGACACGUCAUUUUUAUGUCAGUCCCACUGCAGGUAUAUACUUAUAUGACAGUAAACUUUUGGCACCCUGUAUAUUCAUAUUAGUUCAUAAUAACUUUCAAUAUUGUAUAAAUUUAUGUAUAGGUAAAGCGUAUGAGAAUAAAUGUUUUAUUAUUUGUGAAUUGUGGUGGAAUGAACUCGAACUAUUACUAUAACAUUUAAAAAAAAAUAAAUAUCCUUAAAAUAUUAGUUUAUUUCAAUCAAAUGUUAUUUAUAGGAAUUAUAUUUUUCGGUGACAUUUUGAAUAUAUAACACAGGCCUACAAUGACUUUGGUGCCGCUAAAAGUAAAACAGAUUUCAAGUACGUUCGGUACCCUGAUAAAAAAUUGAUACUUACUUUUUUAAUGCUACGUGUAGUUUUCGAGAUUUCGUAAGGAUAAAUAAAUCAAAAAAACAUUUAAUAAAUUUAUUUAAAAAAACCAAAGAAAAUUUAAUUCAAAACAUUUAAAUACAUUAAAUUACUCAUUAUUUUAUAGGUUAGAAGCACCUCUUUAUAGAUUUUCCGCGGUGGAUGUCUUCAGGACAUUCCCGUGUAAUAGUCCAACAGUAAUCUGCCAUCAUAUGCUCAUCCCAGCAACCAGUUUUAUCUAACGCCUUAACAAAUUGCUUCAUAAGUCCUAAUUUGAAGUGCAAUGGAGGCAAAAUAAUCUUAUCUCCAGAAAUUAAAGGUGGGUUUAUAAUAUUUUGUUUGCCAACCGUCAUGCUAUUUCUCAAAGGCCAAUCUUUCUUGAUCCGGUGAUCUUUCUUUGCCCUGCUGUCCCAUAAACAUAUAAAGCAUGGAAAUUUAGUGUACCCACUCUGUUGACCUAAUAGAAAGUUCACCAUUUUUAAAUCGACACAUAUAGCCCAUUGGUGCUCCGAGUACUUAAGUUUUUAUAAAACAAGAUCCUCGUUUUGAUACUCCUCUUUUAAUUUAGUUAAAUGAGCAAUAGGCAUUUUAAACUUCUAUUAGAGCUGUCCAUAAAAGAUCUCCAUUCUUCAGCUUUGUACCUUGAGAGUCCCAAGUUCAUUAGAAGGCCACCAAUAUUAUUACAAUAAACUAUAUCAUUUUCUGAGCUAAAAAAUUUUUUUGUAUAACCUGUGUAAUUAUCAAACACAAAAUGUUAAUAUGAGUAUAUCUAGAUUCUUAUUGAACACUUGAGCUUUCCAGAAAAUUAUUUAAUAUAGUAAACUGCCUGAAAAUACAUGGGUUUGGGCAAAAAUCGUGGUAGUGGUAUUUUUGUUUCUUUAUAAUACCAGUCCUGUUGGAAUAUGUGACAUAUGCAGACAAAAAAAGGAGGUUAACUUCUUAAAUACCAUAUAGUCUAUCGAAAAACAGAAAACCUAUUGGCGUCAAAUUCAGUAAAGUUGUGUCCUGGUUUCUUGCAUCUUCGACGAUUUUCUUUUAAGUCGUGGAAAGUGGCCAACACCAUUUCUACUUAUUUCCAUCUCAGGCGAUGGUUUUGCUGGACUUUUCUUUUCCUUAACUGCUUGGUCUACCAAGGAUUUAUUUAUAUUGCAUAAAUUCUCAGCAAUUAAUAAUUUGAAGGAAAGUAGAUCCAUGAUUUCUUGUUUUUUGAAAUCAUUUGCUCUUAAAACGUAACCUGCUAAAUCCAAAAUCUGAAAGAAUAGUCGAAGGUCAUAUUUCUUUGAUAUAAUUUUUAUUCUAUAAGAUAAACCAUCUACUAAAUACACUCCUCCCAUAAAUUAUAACUUUAAAUUUUUUUAUCAAAAAGAAGAUAUUAUAUGAAUAUUAGUUAUUAUCUAUCUAUCCAAUUUACAGCCCUUAGGUUCAACUCCUUUUAUUGUUGCUUCGUUCUCUACACACCACGUCCCUUUUUUGUCAUGUCUUCGUCAGCUGUGAAAGUAAGAUCAGGAAAUCUAUUUGGACUGUACCUAGAACAAAAGAGACCAAUUAUCACAAAAUAUCAGAUUUUUAAUGGGAGAAAGUUAGAAUCAUAUUUUUGGCUACAUUUGAACUAGAAUUGGGCUCAGUUUUUCUGGUGUAAAAUUCCAAAUUUUAGAUCAGACCAGUGACAUCACAUAACUCAUGAAAUUUAUUUUCCCAUUUAUACGGUUUUUUGGGGUUGGGACGCCCCCUUGAAGGAGACAAUCUAUUCAUUAAGAUAUGAAAGUUGUUGUAUUGGUAUAGCUCUGAUAUUUCUCAGUUCCUCAAAAUACGUUAUCGGUUAAUAAACUUCUCUUUCUUCCAUUUUAUGUAACCAAACUGGUGUGUCCCUUGGGCUAUCUUCCUUAUUUACUCGUUUCCAUUCAUAUCGUAAUUUUACUUUCUUUUGCUGCUUGAUUUCUUUUUUUAAAUAUUUUCUUCAACACUUUCAUUAUUAGAUAAUUCUAAUUGAUCAGAUUCUGAAUCAUAAUCAUAGUCUAUAUCAUCACUAUCCUUAAGGCAAAUGUCGUCGCUUUCAUAAGGAGGAACUAGAGUAUUUUUUUGUCCUCUAAUCAUCCAAAUUAUAAAACUUUCUGAGGUUUAUUAUUUAACACGUAGAAAAAUAAUUUGGUUGCAAAUUGCAACACUAUGCGUUUUAAGAGUUAAGAAACUUCACGGUUUCGUUUUUCCACUUCCCAAAUUUUUACAAAAUGGCUAAAAGAAUUAUAACCUCAAUAAAGUAAACGAACUUAACUGAAAAUUUUUAAUAUUCAAAAAGCUUUUGACAUUUCUUGUACUCUGUACACAUUUAACCAAUUUUUAAUAUCUGUUCAUUUGUACCAGUUAUUUCGAAAAAAAUAAUUCCUAUAAAGAUUGCAAAUUGUCCGUUGGUUAGGUUCUAUUUUUAUUUUAUAAAAUUUAUAUUGUACAUAGGAUAUAUUUUGAUUUUUAUCUGUACAUAUUAUAUAAUGAUGUAUUACUGCUGAAGAUUUUUUACUUUCUAUUUUUAAUAAGUUCCUAAAUAGUAGGGUAAAAUAGAAAAAAAUCAUUCUUUUUAAAUCUUGCGUUGACUUAAUGGAAGAAUACUUUCUUUUGCUUCAAAUGCGCUUAUUUCCUUGCAAUUUUUACCUUCACCUCAUCAAGCAAUUGUGCGUAUUACUCUCCUGUUAUUGUUCUACCUUUUUGAAGAUAGUGAAUAUAAUCCCACGACUAUCCCAUGAAAUGGUCACCAUCACUCUUUCGGCUAAUGAAACCAUUUUGCCUUUUUCGUAGCAGAUGCACCCUUUGCAAUCCACUGUUCCGAUUGUUUUUCAUUUCAGGAAUUAAUGGUGGAUCCAGGCUUCAUAUACGAUACAGAAAAUACGAUUUAUUUUGCUUAAACUGCGUCAAUAAGACCUGGGAAAUAUUCAUAAUGAUACAGGUACACAUUUCCCCUAAAAAUUUUCUCAAUAAAACUAUAAUCCUUUGACUCUGGUAAUUUCAAGCUGUCCUUUUUUGGAAAAUCCAAGUCACAUUUUUUUACAUUCUUAAUGUCCUAAUAGCAUGCAAUUAACUUAAUACUUUCCGAUGUACCUGGUACACAUUUAAGGAAAAACCAACAUACUUACAUUCCCCUAUCUUCUAAAUUGUUUCAUGGCACACGAACCCAAGCGAGACGUUUUGGAUCGAAGAGAAGUUCGCUGUCUCCAGCAUCUUCUAUUGUCUCACCCAAUUUGUCCCAAAAUUCUUCUUUCUUUUUUUAUCUUGCAUCAUCAUUUGGACCAAACAUUAUAAUUAUUGUUGUUCUUUUCUUUACACUCAAUUCUUUGUGUAAUUCCACUCCAGUUUUUAUUAUACAUAUUUUUUAAUUGGCCAGAAACCUGAGAAAUUGCUAAGUUCAUUUGGAAAGAUUAAUGUGGACACUACAAAACAUUUCGUAAGCACUAGUUUUGAAGAACACAAAACCUGUAACAAGUAGAAAAAUCAGCAGUAGCAGGACAUCCAUUAACAGACUACGACGAUCACAUUAAAUUUGUUGCCACAACAACAACAAAGAAAGGGCUUAGGGCUUGACGCCUCACCCACUGCAGCAACAGCCUAUACAUACCAGCUCUAACCACAGAGAUACAACGCUUUCCAAAACCUGUUUGUUUCGUUGAACCAAGUAACCGCCUCUUAAAAACCUACCAAAAAUAUCUUUUCUAUAUCAAGGCCAAUUAAAAUAUAUCUUAUUUCGCUUAAACAUGUCCUCAUUCCAACCAAAAAACAACCCAAUGCAGAGCUCACCCAGAAUCAGUUGGAGCAGCAAGCAACUUCUGAAGAUGUUAUCUGCAAAAGUUGGUGAGAGGUCAGGUAGCAAAAGUUAUUUUCGGCGACGGUAUCAUAGCCCAACAACCCGGAGAAAAGAACAGAAUCUAAUUAGAUUUUAUAGAAUAUAAUAAUGAUGGUUAGUUCGAAUCGAAAUGUCAACUCCUAUUUUUUUUUAUUAGUUUUAAAAAAAUUUUUUUCUAUAUUUACCCUACAAAUCUUAGAUGGUACUAAUAAAAUUAACCGAUUAAAUAUGAUGAUAAACUGCUUCUAAACAGAUUCGAUAUCACCACUAGUAAUAAGAAGUUUUCAAAGCUCAGCACAAAAAUUUUGAUCCUGUGAUCGUCGCGAAGUCAGUUUUUUGUACUUUUUAUAAACAUUUUCUACUGCUUCGAGCAUUAAAUAUUCAUUUUACUAACAAAUACUUGCAAUAUUCAAACGAUAUAAACCCUUUUUCUAGUUCUAGAUCUUUAUAUAUUAGAAUUAACGCUUGUAACGUCAAUAGCGGGGGUAUAGGCCGUCUCAGUAACUUACCACGGCGGACCUAUACGUCCUCUAACUAAACCCAUAAAAAAAUUAUUCCGGGAUUAUAUACGUCGUUAUAAAAUCAAAUUACCUAUUUAUAAUAAAUAACUAUGGUUCUUGUGAAUAUAAUUAUCAUCUUUGGUUCCA
Molecule: messenger RNA, 14770 nt
Organism: Diorhabda carinulata
Lineage: Eukaryota; Metazoa; Arthropoda; Insecta; Coleoptera; Chrysomelidae
Gene: PIP4K
Product: phosphatidylinositol 5-phosphate 4-kinase type-2 alpha
Exons: 8
Coding region: 241-1530 (429 amino acids)
Biological process (GO): phosphatidylinositol metabolic process
Molecular function (GO): phosphatidylinositol kinase activity
Source: RefSeq, a predicted model, not a curated record